Molecule: messenger RNA, 436 nt
Organism: Rotaria sp. Silwood1
Lineage: Eukaryota; Metazoa; Rotifera; Eurotatoria; Philodinida; Philodinidae
Source: the annotation of a GenBank genome assembly
CACUCUCAAAUUGUACUGCAUCUAAUAAUUAUUUGUUUUGAAUUAAUCAUUUAUUUGGUUCAUCAAAUUCACAAUUAAAAGAUAAUUCAUAUUGGUUUUUAAAAUCUUUAUCACUUGAUGAUAUUCAUUAUAAACGACAAUUAUUAGGAGAUUUUCAAAAAAUAAAAACUUAGGUACAUAUGUUGCGAGAUUAGGUUUUUGGUUUACUAAAACUGAUCCAACAGAUAUUGAAUUUAAUUAUUGUUUUAAUGAAAAUGAAUUUAAUUAUCGUGGUAAACAAGAUGAUAAAUGUGUUAUGAUGAUUAAUGAUAUUGAAAGAAAUAAUUAUUGUUUUACAGAUGAAAAUGGUUUAGUUUCAAAAGGUUUAGCUAAAUUAAUUGCAGAAAAACUUCAUUGUUAUCAACAAGAAAAUUUAAUUAUUCCAUCAGCUUAUUAA